CCAGGUCCUUCUCUACUUGGUCCUUCCAACGGAGUGGAGGUCUUCCUCUUCCUCUGCUUCCCCCGGCGGGUACUGCGUCGAAUAAUGUCAGAGCUGAAGUGUUUUCAUCCAUCCGGACAACAUGACCUAGCCAGCGUAGCCGCUGUCUUUUAAUUCGCUGAACUAUGUCAAUGUCGUCAUAUAUCUCGUACAGCUCAUCGUUCCAUCGGGUGCGAUAUUCGCCGUGGCCAAUGCGCAAAGGACCAUAAAUCUUUCGCAGAACUUUUCACUCGAAAACUCGUAACGUCGACUCAUCGGUUGCUGUCAUCGCCCAAGCCUCUGCACCAUAUAGCAGGACGGGAAUUAUGAGCGACUUAUAGAGUUUGGUUUUUGUUCGUCGAGAGAGGACUUUACUUUUCAAUUGCCUACUCAGUCCAAAGUAGCACCUGUUGGCAAGAGCAAUCCUGCGUUGGAUUUCCAGGCUGACAUUAUUAGUGGUGUUAAUGUUGGCUCCUAAAUAGACGAAAUUAUCUACAACUUCAAAGUUAUGACCAGAGAUAAAGAGAUCUUUAACUGCUCUCUCACUGGAAGUGAGAGAGCAAUUGCUAAACGUCAAAACCACCUAAACUUUGACAGUUCAUCGAGUUCAGGAGGUUUUGACGUUUAGCAAUUGGAAACGAGCGAUGGCCAGAUUGAAAUCCCGCCAAAUUAAUAUUCGAAUGGAGACAUUUUUCAUUUUUUUGUCUCCAUUUGUAACGGCCAUUAGUUCGAAGAAUAGCGAAAGCAAAACAGCACAUAAUUUGGAAGAUAUAAAAUGCCGAAAACAACCAGCAGUUGGAGGAAAUGUGUUGCUGGCUGCAGCGAGGGAGGCAGAAUAUUCAGUUUUCCGAACGGUGGAACGGAUCUCGAACGAAAUGGACAUAGAAGACAUCCAAAUUACUCCCAAGACUGUGAAGUCCGCGAUUUCUGCGCCUAGAGCAUCAGCUCCACCCAUCGCCGUACCAAGGACACGAAGAGUCUUGAGUCCGCCAAGGCAAUCAUCUGCUGCAACACUUAGGGAUACAAAUGAAGAUCCAUUUGAAGAAAAUUUGCCUCCACGAUGCAGCUUAUGCCAUCGACCCCAUGUUCUGAAGAGGUGCACCAUCUUCAAAAGCAUGAAGACAGCUCAACGCCAACAGAUCGCCCGCGCACACGGCCAUUGCAUGAGUUGCUUGGCAGACUCCCACACCACAUUCGAUUGCCCAACCGACGAGUCAUGCCAAUAUUGUCAACGCCCUCAUCAUACCCUAGUUCAUCGAUUCCCUCGCCGAGUCAAUCCGCCAGCAACCCACAUAAAUAACAGGCACAGCAAAACGAGGAUCCUGUCCAGCGCCGAAGAGUACGCCAUUCCAGGCACACCAGGGGAGCGUACUCGCGACCACCUCCGCCAAACUACGGUCAUCGUAAUCAACAACGCAAACCAACUGGGCUGAGCGCCGUAGUGAGCACUCUGCAACGGUUGCAAAGUCUUCUUCACCCACAACCGAUACAAAAGGAUUGGUCUGAUCGGAAUGGGCGCUUUUUUCGUUUUCACCCGUGACCUCGAAGGUUUUCGCCAUCGGUACGUCCGUCAAAGCAACGCUGUUUAAAAGUUUAAAAUUGUUAAUUGAAAUCAAAGUGCUAAUAAAAUUUUGUACAAAGUCUUUUUUUGAACAUUUGGUGUGAAUACAAAAUAAGCAUUUAUAAAAGAAAAAAAAAUA
Messenger RNA from Bactrocera neohumeralis, 1718 nucleotides. RefSeq lists its product as uncharacterized. The transcript has 3 exons. NCBI's taxonomy places the organism in Eukaryota, Metazoa, Arthropoda, Insecta, Diptera, Tephritidae. The coding region runs from base 663 to 1451 and encodes 262 amino acids. The record is from RefSeq and is a predicted model, not a curated record.